AUGGUUACGACCACCGCCCCAGAAGCAGAAAUGGCACCAAUUGAACAGGCGAAAAAACGAGCGGCCUACGCUUGUGGAGAGAAGUAUGUGCAUAGUGGUUGUCGUCUCGGUGUCGGAUCCGGGAGUACCGUAAAGUACCUCGUCGAAUAUUUGAAGCAAGGCUACCAAAAUGGACAACUGAAAGACAUCAUCUGUGUUCCAACAAGCUUCUUAACAAAACAGUGGUUGAUUGAAUCCGGUCUCCCCGUUUCUGAUCUGGACUCUCAUCCUGAACUGGAUGUUUGUAUUGAUGGGGCCGAUGAAGUUGAUGGUCAAUUCACGUGCAUCAAAGGAGGAGGUGGAUGUUUGGCACAAGAGAAAAUAGUUCAAACAGCUGCAAAACACUUUUACGUAAUUGCCGACUAUCUGAAAGACUCCAAACACUUGGGUGAUCGCUACCCUGCUGUUCCUAUUGAGGUGCUUCCACCCGCUUCUCAACCACUUCUUCUAUCAAUUCCAAGAGCAGAAGGUGGCAGUUGUCAACUUCGCCAAGCCACCAAAAAAUGCGGACCAGUUGUGACGGACAACGGAAACUUUAUCAUUGACUGGCAAUUUGAAAAGAAUGUAUCUGGCAGAGAUUGGUUGGCCAUUCAACAGAGAUUGGCCAAUACUCCAGGAAUUGUCGAGACUGGAUUGUUCAUUGGUUGCGUUGAUGCAGUCUUCUUUGCAUAUUCUGACGGAUCUGUGAAAGAAAUUGUCAAUGCAAAGAAGCAUUAA
Messenger RNA from Caenorhabditis remanei, 756 nucleotides. RefSeq lists its product as uncharacterized. Gene Ontology annotation, molecular function: ribose-5-phosphate isomerase activity. Gene Ontology annotation, biological process: pentose-phosphate shunt, non-oxidative branch; D-ribose metabolic process. The record is from RefSeq and is a predicted model, not a curated record. NCBI's taxonomy places the organism in Eukaryota, Metazoa, Nematoda, Chromadorea, Rhabditida, Rhabditidae. The coding region runs from base 1 to 756 and encodes 251 amino acids. The transcript is spliced from 4 exons. Gene Ontology annotation, cellular component: intracellular membrane-bounded organelle.